AUGACACCAGAGAACUUGACCCGGGCGAGGGUUGCACCUGCUGAAUUCAUUCUCCUGGGCAUCACAGAUCGCUGGGACCUGCGUGUGACCCUCUUCUUGACCUUCCUGCCGGUCUACCUGGUGAGCCUGCUGGGAAACGUAGGCAUGGUGCUGCUGAUCCACAUGGACGCCCAGCUCCACACGCCCAUGUACUUCUUCCUGGCCAACCUCUCCCUGCUGGAUGCCUGCUGUUCCUCAGCCAUCGGCCCCAAGAUGCUAGUGGACCUGCUGCUGCCCCACGCCACCAUCCCUUACACAGCCUGUGCCCUCCAGAUGUUUUUGUUUGCAGGGCUGGCCGAUGCCGAGUGCUGCCUAUUGGCAGUCAUGGCCUAUGACCGCUACGUGGCCAUCAGAAACCCUCUUGGCUACACAACAGCCAUGUCACGGCGUCUAUGCCUGGCCUUGCUGGGAGCAUCAGGCCUGGGCGGGGCAGUGAGUGCGGUGGUCCAUACAACCCUCACCUUCCGCCUGAGCUUCUGCAGGUCCCGGGAGGUCAACAGCUUCUUCUGCGAUAUCCCACCCCUGCUGGCCAUCUCCUGCAGCGACACCAGUCUCAACGAACUCCUCCUCUUCGCCAUCUGCGGCUUCAUCCAGACAGCCACGGUGCUGGCGAUCGCCGUGUCUUAUGGGUUCAUCGCUGGAGCUGUGAUCCGCAUGCGCUCGACCGAGGGCUGUUGGCGAGCAGCCUCCACCUGCGGCUCCCACCUCACGGCUGUGGCCAUGCUGUACGGGACACUCAUUUUCAUGUACCUGCGUCCCAGCUCCAGCUACGCCCUGGACAGCGACAAGAUGGCAUCUGUGUUCUACACCCUCGUCAUCCCAGCUCUCAACCCGCUCAUCUACAGCCUCCGCAACAAAGAGGUCAAGGAGGCGCUCAGUAGGAGCCGGAGCCGAUUCUGCUGUCCCAGGAGGAUGCAUCAGUGA
Vicugna pacos (alpaca) is the source of this 963-nucleotide messenger RNA. It is a transcript of the gene OR5C1, whose product is annotated as olfactory receptor family 5 subfamily C member 1. Gene Ontology annotation, biological process: G protein-coupled receptor signaling pathway. Lineage: Eukaryota; Metazoa; Chordata; Mammalia; Artiodactyla; Camelidae. Gene Ontology annotation, molecular function: olfactory receptor activity; G protein-coupled receptor activity. The record is from RefSeq and is a predicted model, not a curated record. Gene Ontology annotation, cellular component: membrane.